This is a messenger RNA of Durusdinium trenchii, 1179 nucleotides long. NCBI's taxonomy places the organism in Eukaryota, Dinophyceae, Suessiales, Symbiodiniaceae. The record is from the annotation of a GenBank genome assembly.
AUGCCUUCCUCCAAACUUGGCACGAGGCCUCCUACCCAACGAGAGCUUGGCACAGGCUGUGCCUACGAUGUCCCCUGGAAUCCCAUGGCAGUUGCAGGCCCCCUCUUCUUCCGUGGCAGGCUACGGCCAGCUUUGGGCGGAGAUCGGCGAGCGGAACCGGGCGGAACCGCCCGUGGCACCCUUGCAGACCAGCUACGAGUCCGUGCUGACGCAGACCGUGGGGCCGGCGGCCUUGGACGUGGCGGCCUACUGUUCCAUCAAGGACUUUGGCAUGGAGAUGGCCGAGAGGGGCACCUACAGCAACAGAGCCGAGAGGUGCCACUGCCUCCGGGGCGUCCAGAUUACGGUCGCCAGCUGGCGAAGGUGGAGCUGCCACCAGACAACGUUUGGGGAUGGCAAGCACAGAUGCAAGCAAAGCGCCGACUGGACGAUGCCCUCGAGACCAACCGGAAGAUACGCGAGGCGCUGCAAGGCAGCGUGCGUCGCAUGCAGCGGGCCAUGCCCCGCGCCCCUGGCGACCCCGAGAGGCCGCCGGCGCCGGCGCCUGAGUCGCCGCAGAGUUCGCCGGGCGGAUCGCCACGCUAUCACCGGGUGAAGCUGGAAAUUGAGGUGGUGAGAGCCACAGACCUUCCCUCGGCCGCCUUGCUGUCCACGUCUGACCCCUAUGUCGUUGUGAGCAUCGUGGAUGGCCAUCCUUUGCAAGAUCCUGAAGCAUUGAAAGGUUACGAGGACUGGCGCUCAGUGCAUGAGCAAUUUAGUGGACAGACGCGUGUCGCAGAGGGGACGAACCCGGAGUUCCGUGCACGGUUCCUGGCAGAGGUCCGGAAUCGAGAACAGACUCACAUCCAUUUCCGCCUGCUCGAUCAGGACAGCAUUUCCCAUGCAGACCGGGAGAUUGGCCAGGCCGUGCUUCCCUUGGUCGACGUGCUGGGUGAGUCCUGGGCAGCCGUCCGUGCCAUUGCCCUGAGGCCAAUGGACCGCACAAAUGCACAAGCCUGGGCGGCCAUUUCAAAGACUCGGCUUCAUGUUGCUGUGAUUUCAGAGGGAAUCCUUGGAAGAGUGAAGAACGAGGAGCAGAUUCAGCGCGCCGCUGCCAAGUGGCAAGUCCAAGCGCAUGGCAGGAGGGCGGCACGACCACGCGCGGACCAGGAGACAGGCCUUCUGGACUUUUUUGGAUGA